Molecule: messenger RNA, 908 nt
Organism: Cynoglossus semilaevis (tongue sole)
Lineage: Eukaryota; Metazoa; Chordata; Actinopteri; Pleuronectiformes; Cynoglossidae
Product: calcium uptake protein 2, mitochondrial-like
Exons: 5
Biological process (GO): calcium import into the mitochondrion; mitochondrial calcium ion homeostasis
Cellular component (GO): uniplex complex
Molecular function (GO): calcium ion binding
Source: RefSeq, a predicted model, not a curated record
CUGAAGAAAGUAAUCAGGAAAAGUAAAGUGAGAGUUCCCAAAGACAGCACUGAGAAACCAGCAGAAGAAGGAGAAGGAGUGAACACGACAUUACAGGCCUACUUCUUUGGGAGGAAAGGAAAAAAUAAGUUGCAAUAUAAAGAGUUCCGUCGAUUCAUGGAGGACCUGCAGGCUGAGGUGCAGGAAAUGGAGUUUCUGCGAUUUUCCAAAGGUAUGGACACUAUGCGAAGAGAAGACUUUGCAGAGUGGCUACUGCAUUAUACCAACGAAGAAGACAAUGAGGUGUACUGGGAAAACAUGAGGAAGAGGAUUCCAGCUGGACAGAGUAUCUCUUUUGAUGAGUUCAAAGUUUUCUGUCUUUUCACUAACAAUCUGGAGGAUUUUGCCUUCUCGAUGAAAAUGGUUUCUGAAGCCAAUCGACCUGUGGGAAUGGCACAGUUUAAGCGAGCUGUGAGGAUCGCCACAGGCCAUGAUCUGUCCGAGAACGUCUUGGACACUGUGUUUAAACUCUUUGAUCUUGAUGGAGACAACUGCCUGAGCCAUAGGGAAUUUAUUGCUGUGAUGAAAGACAGAGUACUGCGUGGGCUAAAGGUGAGUUUUAGAUAACGUAAAAGUUUUACUUGUUAGUGUUUCAGACAGAGCUAAGACUCAGUGUUCUGUCCUUAACUCAGUCUGCCCCAGAUUUUGGUUGGGACUGAUAAACGUAUCACUUUGAUACUUCCACCUCCACACAUUAACAGCUAUUGCUUUGAACUCUACUGAAAUGCAUUUAUUCUGAUUGACCAAAGACAAUCACCUUAAUAAAUUCCACACUGUGAUCCAAAUAUAGAAAAUAUUAAAGAGAAGUUUGUGUCCCUUUAGUGAGGCAUGCGCCCUACUUUGGAGACUGCUGCUACAAUGCAGGUACA